This is a messenger RNA of Cladocopium goreaui, 996 nucleotides long. NCBI's taxonomy places the organism in Eukaryota, Dinophyceae, Suessiales, Symbiodiniaceae. The record is from the annotation of a GenBank genome assembly.
AUGACACACUCAAAGUGCCUGGUCACCGCAGAGCAGAAUGCAGCGUAUGUGUUUUGUGGUCUUCAAGGUGUAGAACUUUGCCAGCUGGUGCUGAAGGCAUCGACGUUGCAGGAGCUGGUGGAUGCAGUGAGCCGCGAAAUCAACAUUCCAGGCGAUUGCUUUCGGCUCCUCUGGGGUGGUGCUGGACUGGGCGCUGGUCGGCUGCCAAUGCCAUUGUUGCGCAAGAGCGAUAUCCCCGUGAAGGUGACCCUGGUGAGGAUCAACCCCGCCUGGGCCGCUGCACUGGAUCGAGUUGUGGCAUCAUUGGUACCUGAGUUGCCAUCCAUUGCAUGCAUUUGCGAUGGACCGGCUCUUGACCUUUCAGGAGAAGUUCGGACAUGCUUUGCAGAGAAUCGUGACUUGGCGUUGGCGGCGGUGCAGUAUUCUGGCAGCUUUUUGAUGCACUUUCCAGAAGAUUUGCUCCACGACAAGGAACUGGUCAGCACUGCGCUCCGCGAAUGUGGAAGUGCCUUGCGAUUCGUUCCUGUUCCGCUUCGGCGAGACCGCGAGGUUGUUUUGGUUGCUGUACAGAACGAUGGGGAAGCUUUGUUUUAUGCUCCACCCGAGCUGCAGGCUGAUGCGGAGGUGGCUGGUGCUGCUGUGGCCCAGGUUGGCCAGGCGAUGCGGCACGCCUCAACGCUUUUGAAGCAGGACAGGGCCUUUGUCUUCGAAGCUGCCAGAAAGCGUGCCAACACUUUUCUCUACGCUCAUGAGCGCCUGCGACAGGACAAGGCAUUUGUCAUGUCCAUAGUUCGAGUCAAUGGUGAUGUGCUCACCCAUGUCCCGCAGGCACUUCGGAGUGACAGAGAUGUGUGCAUGGCAGCCAGGGCCUACUGGGCUGGUGAGGGUGACGCCCCUCCAUCUGCCCAAGGACUUGUGCGACAAGGCCUCUUGUUGGAGCCAAGCGAGCGUGCCAAACUGGCUGCUCAAGCAGUUCGAGAAGGACGACCCACAUGA